Molecule: messenger RNA, 1067 nt
Organism: Episyrphus balteatus (marmalade hoverfly)
Lineage: Eukaryota; Metazoa; Arthropoda; Insecta; Diptera; Syrphidae
Gene: Flad1
Exons: 3
Coding region: 266-979 (237 amino acids)
Biological process (GO): FAD biosynthetic process
Molecular function (GO): FMN adenylyltransferase activity
Source: RefSeq, a predicted model, not a curated record
AUGGUGAACUAUAUAUUUAAUAUCGUCAUCUAAUUUUUUCAUGCUUCCAUCUCAAUUUUUCAAUCUUAUGCCACUUUAUGCCCCACUUUCGUUUACAUCGUGUGUGUUUCUUUAAACUUGGAAACUAUCCCAACAGUAAUAAACCUAAACAUUCUACCUACAUAAUUUCCUAGUUCAAUCAAUUCAAAACAAAAAUUAUCCUUCAUAUCCCCCCACAACAGAAUUCUUUACAAAUAUCCAAAUCCAAACCAGUAUAUUCCGAAGGAUGACAAACUACAAGAACACAGAUUCAACCAAUUCAACAAAUUGUUCACAAACCAGCAGUAAUAAUUGUACAGUAAAUUCUAAAAUAAAUCAAGUAUUCGAGCUUUUCAAUAAACUCUUUCAAAACUACUCUCCAGAUGAAGUAUUUGUAUCAUUUAACGGUGGCAAAGAUUGCACCGUUGUUCUCGAUCUACUUAGCCAGUACUUAAAACAAAACCAGAAUCUACAAAACUGUACGAUUCCUGUUUUGUAUAUUCGCCCCAAGAAUCCAUUUCAAGAAGUUGAAGAUUUCGUCACACAAUGUAAACAAAAUUAUCGAGUGGAUAUGAUUGAACAGCAAGGUAGCAUAAAGCCAGUUCUUGAAGUGAUGUGUGUGGAAAGACCCAAACUCAAGGCAGUUUUAAUGGGUCUUCGACGAACAGAUCCUUUUGGUCGUGACAUGAAGAUCAUGCAACAAACAGAUCCCGGCUGGCCUCCACUUCUAAGAGUUAAUGCAAUCCUAGAUUGGACAUGUCAAGAUGUCUGGGCUUACAUCCUAGAGAAGAAAGUUCCAUAUUGUUCGCUCUACGACAUGGGAUACACAUCACUGGGUGAAACAACAAACACCAAACCAAAUAAACAUCUCCGAAGAGAAGAUCCUGCCACAGGCCAAGUUACUUACCGACCAGCGUAUGAAUUGUUGGAUGAUGCUUUGGAGAGAGAUGGCCGUUGUUGACCCAACAGAAAAUCUUAAUUUUCUCUUUUAUUCCUCUUUUUUUUUUAAUUAUAUACGAAAUAAAAAUUAACAUAACUGGGGAGGCUAA